AUGCGUCUCACAACUUUCCUCGCUACCCUCGUCCUCACGGCCAGCACUGCCUUCGCAGGCGUCACCAUCGUCACCAACAAGUGCGACUUCGACGUGUGGGUGACAUCUGUCAGCACAACAACAGGCCCGACCAAGAAGAUUGCUUCCAACAGCAGCUACACCGAAGGCCAGUACUUCGAUGGAACCGGCACCGCCAUCAAAGUCACCCGCGCCGAGAAGGGCCUAUGGCAGGGCAAGGCCGUACUUAUCUUUGCGUAUUCGUACACCAAAGGCGGACCCAUCUACUACGACUUGAGCUCCCAUUCGGGCUUCGACUUCUGGGGAAAGAAGUUGACAGUCCAGGGCCAGCAAGGGAAAGGUGCCGAGGUUCUGACUUGGGAGGGCACACCGAAGCCAAACCAUACGGCUGUCUACUGGGGCGAGACUGAUCUGACGCUUACGCUCUGCGCUUGA
Messenger RNA from Cucurbitaria berberidis CBS 394.84, 453 nucleotides. RefSeq lists its product as uncharacterized. The transcript has a single exon. Bases 1 to 453 code for a protein of 150 amino acids. The record is from RefSeq and is a predicted model, not a curated record. NCBI's taxonomy places the organism in Eukaryota, Fungi, Ascomycota, Dothideomycetes, Pleosporales, Cucurbitariaceae.